AUGAGUGUUCAUGAGUACAGUCUGAGGUUCACCCAACUUUCUCGCUAUUCUCCGGAGAUGGUUACUGACUUGAGAAGUAGGAUGAGUUUAUUUGUUGCUGGGUCGUCUCGUCAGUCAAGCAAGGAAGGCAAGGCAGUUAUGCUGAUAGGGGAUAUGGACCUAGCAAGGCUUAUGAUCCAUAAACCGAAGGGACCUGCCCCAUCAUCUGGUAGUGCAUUUGCGCCUAAGAACAAAAGUGAGUACAAUAGUCAGAAUUCCUAUAGUUUCAGAGCUAAACUUGCCUAUUCUCAAGGCAGUAUUGCACAAAGGGGUAGUAAACCUCCUGCAUUUGCUCCACCAGACAGAGCUUCACCUAGAGGGACUACUUCUGAUACUGGCGGAGGAACAUACCACUUGAGCGAGUUUACCUUUUAUAACUCUUAUGUUGCUAUGAAUUUUCAUGUUAUUCCUGAACAAUGUAGUGAACCAUUCAGUGUUUCUACAACUGUUGGUGAUUCUAUUCUAACAGAAAGAGUUUAA
Molecule: messenger RNA, 519 nt
Organism: Solanum stenotomum
Lineage: Eukaryota; Viridiplantae; Streptophyta; Magnoliopsida; Solanales; Solanaceae
Exons: 4
Coding region: 1-519 (172 amino acids)
Source: RefSeq, a predicted model, not a curated record